Aureobasidium subglaciale EXF-2481 is the source of this 1591-nucleotide messenger RNA. RefSeq lists its product as uncharacterized. The transcript is spliced from 3 exons. The record is from RefSeq and is a predicted model, not a curated record. Lineage: Eukaryota; Fungi; Ascomycota; Dothideomycetes; Dothideales; Saccotheciaceae. The coding region runs from base 38 to 1591 and encodes 517 amino acids.
CGACAUUUGUGCAUCAUGACUACGACCGUCGGCCGCCAUGAGCGCCACAUCAUGCGCCAGAGAGGAGCUGGACAGAUAUCACUCGCUCAUACGCCUGAAAAGUGCCCGAUCUAUUCCUACAAACUUUGGUUUCAUCUUCCAAGCCGGUUCAAUCCAGCUCUCCGAAUCGUCAUCAACCUCAAACAACCUCUCGUUUACUGCUACCCUUAUAGAAGCCGACUCUCACCCCGAACAUCAGCCAUCUUUGGCAAAUGUGGCAGCCAAGAGAAAGAGAGUGGUCAAGGAAGACGAGGAGGAUGGUGAGAUUUGGUUCAAGAAGCGCUCCAAGAAGACAUCCACCAAGCAAGAACACAACGAGGAGACCGUGGAUACCGCGACUUCGAACGUAGCGCCAGACGAGCCACGGCCCGAGGCCCAAACGAAGCCGACCAAACGAAAAGUCGUACGGAAGCGCAUCUUGGUCCCAAAGCCACGUCAGAAACCAUCUACCAAGCCGCAACUCGACGCACAACACGACCAACCAAUGUCCACAUCAGAGGCGAUGCAAGAAGCCCCCACAGAAGUCGAGAAGAAGAUAAGGAAGCCUGCUACGGUCAAAGUCGCGAAGCGCCAGACGAAAGAGGCAGAAACUCCUGUUGUGACUAUACCAGAGAAGGGUCAAGAAGACGAGCUGAGCAAUCACUCUCUCCAUGCCAUCUCGGCAUCGCGGCCUGCUGCUUCCAAAGCCACUAAAUCUAGUCAGGACGUCCAACACACAGUCGUAGAGCCGAGAAGUCGAAAGAAGGCAGCUCCAGUCAGGAGAGUUGUGCGAAAACAGAAACCGGACAUCACUAUGACCACGCGACAAGUCGUGUCAGAGGACAGUCAAACGACUGCAUCCAUAGCACCGAUGGAGGAAAAGGGACCAAGCAAGACGCCAAAGGCCACAGACACCAAAAAGCUGAAAGAAGUCAACAGCCGAGCCGAGAAUCAGCUUGAGCGAGUGCAAGAGACUGAACAUAUCGAUGCUGUAACGCCUACAGAAGGACAGUCGAGUCCUACCCCGGCGACGCGGGAAGUUACAACAGAAACAGCGCAAUCACCGAAAAAGCGAAAACUAGUCAGAAGAGUGCGCGUCCCUAAGGUUCUUGCAGCGUCAGCGACACUGAAGACAACUCCUCCAGCAGACCUCACACCCCGCAAAGAUGGCACCAAGCCCCUACGAUCAAAAGGAAGAUCACCUCUGAAAGAACGAGAUAUGAACUCAACUCCUGAGGAUGGCGAGCCAAAGGAUGAUUCGAGAAGCUCUGAAAAUCGCAGCAAGAACAGUCAGAAAAUUGGAGGUGCUCUGCCUGGAGACACAUCCUUGCGAAAAACAUCAGCAGUAGCUGAAGAUGUAGACUUGAGUCUAUUCGAAGCAGCACCUUCGGCACAAAUCAUCAAGAAAAAGACCAAGACCACUAAGGCUCCUAAGAGGGUCUUCAACGAUGAUUCUGACAUUGAUCUUGACCAGAUGUUGAGUGGCAUUGCAGCUAUGGCUGAUCCCAAGGGAGUCACCAAAGUUACUGCCUCGAAUCCUAGUCGCGUCGUGAAGAGGAAAGCUGCAGCAUAA